Messenger RNA from Diatraea saccharalis (sugarcane borer), 1647 nucleotides. Lineage: Eukaryota; Metazoa; Arthropoda; Insecta; Lepidoptera; Crambidae. The record is from the annotation of a GenBank genome assembly.
AUGCCACCAAGUAGUUUACGAGUCGUCUACGCGUUCGCAAGAGAAAUGCAUCCAAAAACAAGCGAUGUUUUCAUUCAAUACGGAACUGCCGGAUUUCGCACAAAAGCUAAUCUUCUUGAACAUGUAGUCUACCGUAUGGGUCUGUUGGCUGUAAUUCGCUCAAGAGUUAAAAAUGGUCGCACAAUAGGUAUGAUGAUAACGGCAUCGCACAAUCUGGAGCCCGACAAUGGAGUGAAACUGGUCGAUCCCGAUGGUGAAAUGCUUGAACAGAGCUGGGAAGAGAUAGCCACCAGACUCGCUAAUGUCAGUGACAAUGACUUAGAAUCAACUACGGCAGAGAUCAUCAAGCAGGUCAACGCUGAUAUGUCACUCAAGGCCAGCGUCUUUAUCGGAAUGGACACAAGGUAUACCAGUCCUCGUCUCGCGGCUGCCGCUUCUAAUGGCGUGAUAGCUCUGAAGGGCACCCCGAAAGAGUUCGGCAUCGUCACAACACCGAUGUUGCAUUACUGCGUCAAAUGCCGGAACGAUAAUACAUAUGGAACACCCACUGAAGAAGGAUAUUACGAGAAAAUAGUGGGUGCGUUCAAGAAUAUUCGUCAGAAAUUACCGGUGUACGGCGAAUAUAACACGACUCUGUACGUAGACGGAGCGAACGGUGUAGGCGGCAAGAAACUGAAUAUUAUCAAAAAGAGUUUGGACGGGGAACUAGACUUGCAUCUAUACAACUUGGGCGGCAACGGUGGUAAAUUAAACCUUAAUUGCGGUGCAGAUUUCGUCAAGGUGUCACAAAAGCCGCCGGUGGGCGUCGAACAUGUGCCGUUCCAAAGAGUUGCCUCCCUGGAUGGCGAUGGUGAUAGAAUCGUUUACUAUUAUGUGGAUGAUAAAGACAACAUGAUCCUGCUAGACGGUGAUCGCAUAGCGACACUACUAGCUAGUUACGUGACGGAAUUGUUGAAAUCUGCUGACGCUACUGACUUGAAACUUGGUUUGGUACAGACAGCAUACGCCAACGGAGCUUCUACUAGAUAUAUCACCGAAGAAUUGAAAGUGCCAGUGAGUUGCGUGAAAACUGGCGUGAAGCACCUCCAUCACGCGGCGUUGUCAUUCGAUAUCGGCAUUUAUUUCGAAGCUAAUGGCCACGGCACGGUUGUAUACAGCGAAAAAGCCAAAAAAGCAAUCAAUAACAUAUCUAAAGACGGAGAACCAGAGCAACGGAAAGCUGCCCAACUUCUUCUUAACUUCAUCGAUAUGACCAAUGAAACAGUGGGCGAUGCUAUUUCGGACCUCUUCUUAGUAGAGACUAUUUUGUGUGCUAAGGGCAUUAACGUUAAACAAUGGUUGCAAACUUACACGGAUCUACCCAACAGGCAACUUAAAGUUACCGUAAAGGAUCGUAACGCGAUAUCGACCACGGAUGCUGAACGGCGUUGCACAAGUCCCGAGGGAUUGCAGACUCGUAUAGACGAAAUAGUUAGCACGUACAAGAGCGGCAGAUCGUUCGUGCGACCGUCCGGUACUGAAGAUGUGGUCAGAGUUUAUGCAGAGGCAGAUACACAAGAGUCUGCCGAUAAAUUAGCCGCUGAAGUUGCGAGGGCUGUAUUCGAUCUCGCCGGCGGCGUAGGCACUAGACCAGAGUUGCCAACGUAA